GUGCCAAAAGUUGGUUUUGGCAGAACCUGGUGCAGUAGCUUCCCCUCAGGCAGCGGCUCUGCGCGCUCAGAGAUGGCGGCUGUCCAGGGCUUCGGGCCUUCACCGUGCCUGCGCUCCCAGUCCUCAGGAACCGAUGAGUGCACCUUAUGCUUCGGUGGAGGGGCAACUUACCGAAACUAGAGUGGGGUCCCCUGCAGAGAGACGGGUCCCUCACCAGCCCAGCAAGCUUAACGUGCAGGUUGUGACAGCUGCUGCUGCUCCUCGUUACUUGGCCUACAGCCACCUUUCGUCAUACUCUGAUGUGAACAUUUAUGCGAUGGCAGAACCACUUCACAUGAAGAGCAAAGGUAAUAAAGUUGUAGGUGGAGGUUAAAGCAACGGAAUCAAAGGAAGUUCCAUGGAAGGCAUAACUGGUGGAGGGAAGUUGCUGUUGACAGCUGCAACUGAUAAAGGAAAUACGGUGUCACAUUCUGAUUUGAGUUGUGAGAAGCCGAAGAAAUUGCAAUAUUCCUCUGAAAAUGUUUUCUCUAUCGGCUAUGAUAAGAGUCUCUUUAGUUCAUUAAUAUCACCACUUCAAAAGAAGACUUGCCAUCAUUGUGGUUUGUUUGGAUCCCUCAGAUGUUCACAAUGCAAGCAAAUAUACUAUUGCUCUGCAGAUUGUCAGAAGAAAGAUUGGCCAGCACAUAGUGUUGUAUGUGAGCCAGUUAAACAGAAUGUAAGUAAUAAGGAUGGAGGCAAGUUACCUGCUAAAACCAAGAAGGGAGUUUAUCUUAAGGAGGAAAUUAUGUUGAGUUUUGCUGUAGAUGUUGCUCUUCCAGAUUUUGAAGACUGUCUAGAUAAAGUGCCUUCAGAAAUUAAGUCUGAUUUAACUCUAGGAAGUAAUGACAAAGGAGGAGACUCUCUAAGAGAGUCAGAAAACCAUUCUAAGGGAAGUAAAGAAAAAAUACCUGAAGAUGAAGAAUUUCUUCACUGUGCUAAUUCAGUUGCAGAGUGUGUCUCCGUAUGUAUCGGAGAUGCAUUUUCUGGCGUGGUUUCCUGUGUUCAAAAUCCAGAAAACUUCUUCUGUCAGCAGAUGCACAGUGCCCGUCAACUUGCUGAGCUUCAAGUGUCUCUUAAUGAACAUUGUGAUGAAUUUCCCAGUAGUCCAGCUUUCCAUCCUGCUGCUGGAAAUGUAUGCUGUGCCCAGUUCACAGAAGACAAUCUUUGGUAUCGUGCUGCUGUUAUAGCAUAUGUUUCUGAAGAUACUGUUUUGGUGGGCUAUAUAGAUUAUGGUAAUUUUGAAGUUCUUCCGCUGACUAGACUUCGUCCUAUGAUUCCAAGAUUAACGGAAUUUCCAGCUCAAGCCAUAAGAUGUACCUUGGCAGGUAUAAAGCCACCAUUAGGAGCCUGGACCUCAAAAGCUAUUUCUUUUAUGAAACAACUGGUGAAAGACAAAGUGUUCACAGUAAAAGUAGUGGAUAAAGAGAGCUACAGAUCUGUGGUGGAGCUUGUAGAUGCAUCAGUUACUCCAGUAAUAAAUAUAUCGAGCCAUCUCAUAGAGAAAGGCUGUGCAGCUGAUGAAUCGAGGAUGUCCUUACCAGCAAUCGGAAUGAGUGAUGUUAAGCAAGCAAAUGAGGACACAAAGAAAAAAAGAAUUUGCAAGUGGAGUAAACUAACUCUUAAACAAACAGUAGAUGUUGUAGUGUGUACGCUGUACAAUCCUGGAGAAUUCUACUGUCAGAUUUCAAAUAACAGUGAGUUACUUGCUCUAAACUUACUUAACAAGUCAUUGUCUGAAUACUGUCAGAAAACUCCACCAAAUGUCUUUAAGCCUGAGAAUGGAGAACCUUGCUGUGCUUUUUUCUCUG
Pelecanus crispus (Dalmatian pelican) is the source of this 1847-nucleotide messenger RNA. NCBI's taxonomy places the organism in Eukaryota, Metazoa, Chordata, Aves, Pelecaniformes, Pelecanidae. The record is from RefSeq and is a predicted model, not a curated record.